Molecule: messenger RNA, 1317 nt
Organism: Echinops telfairi (small Madagascar hedgehog)
Lineage: Eukaryota; Metazoa; Chordata; Mammalia; Afrosoricida; Tenrecidae
Gene: XKR6
Product: XK related 6
Exons: 3
Coding region: 1-1200 (399 amino acids)
Biological process (GO): apoptotic process involved in development; phosphatidylserine exposure on apoptotic cell surface; engulfment of apoptotic cell
Cellular component (GO): plasma membrane
Source: RefSeq, a predicted model, not a curated record
AUGAGGCAGGCAGUGUCCGAGGUCCUCGACCUUCACAGGUAUAUCCGCACCAUGUACCUGGGCAUUCAGAGCCAGCGGCAGAAGGAACACCAGCGACGCUUUUACUGGGCUAUGAUGUACGAAUAUGCAGACGUGAACAUGCUGCGCCUCCUGGAGACCUUCCUGGAGAGCGCCCCCCAACUGGUGCUACAGCUCUGCAUAAUGAUCCAGAAGAAUAGCGCUGAGACGCUGCCCUGUGUCUCCUCUGUGACCUCCCUGAUGUCCCUGGCUUGGGUGCUAGCCUCCUAUCACAAGCUGCUGCGGGACUCCAGGGACGACAAGAAGAGCAUGAGCUACAGAGGGGCCCUCAUCCACCUCUUCUGGCGCCUCUUCACCAUCUCAUCCAGAGUUAUCUCUUUUGCUCUCUUUGCUUCCAUCUUCCAGCUCUACUUCGGGAUCUUUGUGGUGGUCCACUGGUGCGCCAUGGCCUUCUGGAUCAUCCAUGGCGGAACAGACUUCUGCAUGUCCAAGUGGGAGGAGAUCCUCUUCAACAUGGUGGUAGGGAUUGUGUACAUUUUCUGCUGGUUUAACGUCAAGGAAGGGCGGACUCGAUAUCGAAUGUUUGCGUAUUACACGAUAGUCUUGACCGAGAACGCUGCCUUGACGUUCCUUUGGUAUUUUUACAGAAACCCGGAGACCACUGACUCCUAUGCGGUGCCAGCACUGUGUUGUGUCUUUGUUAGCUUUGUGGCUGGGAUCACACUGAUGCUCUUAUACUACAGUGUGCUGCAUCCCAUGGGGCCACGAGCUAAGAUCUUUGCCAGCUCCUGUUGUGCCGAGCUGCUCUGGGGCAUCCCUUUGCCCCCCGAUGUUGAGCCCAUGGCGCCUCAAACCCCUGGGUACCGGGGGACCCAGGUCACGCCCACCAGAGCCGUCACGGAACAACAGGAGGAUCUCACGGCUGACACUUGCUUGCCCGUUUUCCAAGUGAGACCCAUGGGGCCCUCUACCCCGUCAGGGCGUCCUUACCACCCAGAAGGGCCCCUCAUUAAGAUUGACAUGCCAAGGAAGAGAUACCCAGCUUGGGAUGCCCAUUUUGUAGACAGGAGGCUGAGAAGGACUAUUAACAUUCUGCAGUAUGUCACCCCCACCGCGGUCGGCAUUCGGUACCGAGACGGACCACUCCUCUAUGAGUUGCUACAGUAUGAGUCUUCACUCUGAAAGCAUCCUGACCCACGUUGAGACGGGGGCCUGAAGCUGGGUUUGCGGUAAACACCGCUCACAAGAAAUUUAACCCUCCCUUCCCCCAAUACACAGUACCAUGACCACCAUCACCAC